This is a messenger RNA of Cylas formicarius (sweet potato weevil), 1024 nucleotides long. It is a transcript of the gene mRpL28, whose product is annotated as large ribosomal subunit protein bL28m. The record is from RefSeq and is a predicted model, not a curated record. Lineage: Eukaryota; Metazoa; Arthropoda; Insecta; Coleoptera; Brentidae. The transcript has 6 exons. Gene Ontology annotation, molecular function: structural constituent of ribosome. The coding region runs from base 121 to 969 and encodes 282 amino acids. Gene Ontology annotation, cellular component: mitochondrial large ribosomal subunit.
UUUCUUAGUCGAAUGAUCCCGACAACUAUACUUACAGAGCUAAAGAAGAAUCAGAAAUUUUAGGUUGGAUUCAUCUUUUCGUAGUAUUUAAGGAAACGAAAGUAAUUUUAUCCUAAACCCAUGGCUUCUAAUAUUGCAAAAUCCUCAAUAAAGACGUUAGGUGUUUUUCAAAAACAUGGGGUUUUCCGCGAAGGCGUAGCAGCAUUACUUCCCGAUGCAUAUAAGAAAUUUUAUAAAGAAUGGAGAUUAACAGAACCAGCUGCCGUGCAUUAUGUUCCAGAAUUAGGAAAAUAUAAACGUGAUGAAAUAACUGGAGAAGUAUCACCCAUUGAAAACAGACCAAUUCCUCUCAUUUUUCCAAAAGAACAUGAUCAUCAUAUCUGGGGUGGUGAAGGAAUCAUACAAGGCUUUAGAAAAACCAAAGAACAGGCCAGAAGAGUGCCUCACUUUUGGGUUCCAACUCUAAGACGUUCUGUGGUAUACAGUGAAGUUUUAAACAAAUAUUUUUCUGUAGUUGUCACUGAAAGGGCAAUAAAUCUAAUAAAUGCGAACUAUGGUUUUGAUCAUUAUUUGUUAAAGACGCCAGCAUGUGAUUUAAGAUCACUUUUGCCAUUAGGACUGAAACGACAUAUUCUAAAAGCUCUACAAGCAGGUUGUCCAGCCUAUAAAGAAAAACCAGAAAUUCAAAAUGAAGUAUUAAAGAAAUAUGAACAAUAUUUGAAAGCUUAUACAGCAGAGGAAAUUGAUUGGUACGGUUACUCUUUGACCCAGGCCUGCAAAAAGCUAGAAAAACAGAUGGAAGAAGAAAAGGCAAUACCACUUAAACAAAUUUAUCGUGUUGAGUUAUUGCAAAAGUUAAGAGCAGAAAAAACAAAUCAAUCUGAACAUAGUUCACCGCCAAGUGAAUCUAGCUUAGCAGCAUCAUGGAUCCAUAAAAUGAAUCCAUUCGGGAAGAAACAAGAAACUUGAAACUUAUUUUUGUAGUUAUUAUUAUAGAAAAACUAAUAAAUGUGUUAUCAUUUUC